CUGGAGUGCAUCUUCAUCUGUUCUCCCUGGUGCGGUUACAUUAAUUUAUAUCAUUAGAUGUAGAUUUAAUGUUAAUAGUGCCGAACUAACGUUUUAGUUUUUAUUUCUUAUCAAGUGAAUCACGAACUAUAAGAUUAUUAGUGAACGAUGGACCAUAUGUGGACGUUCUUGAGGUCUCUAACUUAGGAUCCAAAAAGAUAUCGUUACAUUGGAAGUCAACUGUUUUACCACAGCUAAGUUAAACAAAGAUGUCUUGCAAGAGGAGAUGAAUCUGAAGGAGUAAUUGCAUACAAUUUUACUAUAAAGAAAAAAAGGCAACCCUAACAAAGAAGUGUUUAGUUUACAAACACUCAAAUAUAAACCAUAUAUGUACCGAAACAAGCGAAGAACAUCGGGGAACAAUCAUGAUGCUGCUAAAAAGCUUCUUCGGCAGGAUCAUAAAAGAUUUUCGUCAGAAGGAGUUGUGGCCAAUCAAACUUAUAUUUUUCACGCAAAUGUCAACUUUGUUCAUUCUCUACCCAUAUUUGACGAUACACAUGCGAGAGUUAGGCAUCAACGUAGAAGAAACAGCUAUAAUGAGCGCUAUAAUUCCAUUUGUUGCUAUAAUAAUGCCUCCAAUAGCAGGUCUUAUAGCUGAUCGCAUCGGAAAUUUUAAGAUACUGCUGUCAUUUUUUUCAAUGCUGGGUGGUGGAGCUGCCCUGCUUCUACUUCUUGUACCAGUAGGCAGAUUAAAUAUUCAGAUGCCAGAAAAUGUGGUGCUCGAUGUUGGCUGUACCCACGAUGUAAAGGAAAAUCUAGUUUUAACUAUGAGCCAGAAUUAUCCCUGUGAUACUCUGUCUUAUGCACGACUGGAUCUAGCUGUUCAGAGUUGUGGAUAUGCAUGUCCAGUAGUGGGAAAAAACGAGACAUACUUAAAGGCUUUGAUUAUGUCACGGAACUAUGAAGUACAUGUACACCAUCCAAAAACUGGAAAAAAUGAAAGUUUCAACUAUUUGAUUUCUGAAAGCAAUAUGCCCGAGAAAUUAAAAAUACCAGAGGAUCUGAGGGAGAGUCGAAAGUUAAAGAACUUGGAGUUCUACAGGAUAGCCAUUCGACAGCUAUCCAAGAACUUUGUGUUCUUUCCAAUCCACAAGCCACAGCUUUUUGAAUUUAGUUGCAAAGAGAGUGACUCUGUUUCGGAUGAUAAUGUAACUGUUUGUAAAUUUAACCUGACUUCAAACUCUAUAAAUGAAGAGAAAGACCUGCCAAAGCUUCAAGCUUCAGUAAAAGCUCUAAGGUCUACCGAUCAAGAUACUGAUGAACAGCAGCAAAGAUAUCUAGUUCAAGGUAUUAACUGGAAUAAUCAGGGUAACAAGACAAGCAUAUGUUCAGCAGAUGACUAUCAAAAUGAACAAGUGAGCGUGGAGCUAAAAUUUACACAUUCACUGAUUAACGAUGAAAAUGACGAGGAUCUAUUUGUUAAAGACUGCAUCAGAAAAUGUAUUCUAACAGCACCAAGAACAAACGUUUGUACAAACAAAAAGAUGGUCAUAGAAUAUGAUGUAAGUUUCACGUUCUGGUGUUACUUAUGUGUUCGAGUUUUCAUAGCCAUGAUUGGAGGCACUGCGUUUGCAAUGUUUGAGGGUGCAGUAAUAGCAGUUUUAAGAGAACAUAAAGCAGACUAUGGUUUACAGAGGAUCUACGGGAGCAUCGGUGGUAUUAUAUCCUCGCCGCUGUCAGGAUUGCUGAUCGACUAUGCAAGUCGAGCAAGAGGACAUACAGAUUUCAGGCCAGCGUUUUAUCUUUACGCUGUACUAAAGAUAUUCUCAGGCUUUCUUAUGCUACUUAUUAAUCUUGAAUUCAAAGCUCCAGCUGCAAAUGUUGUCAACGAUGUAGUCUCCGUAUUAAAAAAUAUCGAGGUUGUCGCCUUACUUACUGCUUGCUUUGUUUUAGGGACUGCUUGGGGCUACAUUGAGUCAUUCCUCUUCUGGCUUCUCGAGGACUUGGGUGCCUCGAUGAGCCUAAUGGGCAUGACCAUAACCGUAGGUGGCAUAACGGGUAUUCCUCUGCUAGCUCUAUCUGGACCUUUAAUCGACAGGCUUGGUCACGCCAACGUUAUUUUUAUUGGAUUUAUCUUUUACGCGGUUAGACUUGUUGGCUACUCGAUGAUUACUCAACCAUGGCAAUCACUGAUUUUCGAAGCUCUUGAAUCGGUUACUUCGUCACUGAGCUUCACUGCGGCUGUUACAUAUGCAGCCAAGUUGUCCUCCACGUCCACCGAUAGCUCAAUUCAAGGAUUAUUGGGUGGACUCUAUUAUGGAGUUGGCAAAGGAAGCGGCAGUUUGAUUGGUGGCUUCUUGAUGAAAGCUUUUGGAACACGAGCUACCUACCUGAUAUUCGCCGCUGUAACACUGAUAACCGGCUUUAUCUAUUUACUCUUUAAUCAAUUGUAUCUAUCUAAGAGAUUGCAUAUCCAGGACAACAAUGUCAUAAAUAAAAAUAAGCCAAAUAAUAUUGAAGCGGAGACUAACAAGUCUUCCGAGUCACAGAAGGAGAAGGAAGCCAAUGAGGGGAUUAGAGAGCAACAUUAUCCCUACAUUGUUGAUGAUGUUGAAGCUAUAAACAAUGCAAGGAAUCUCGACAUAAUUGAAACCGUUGUUGAGCAGCAACAGCAGCAGGAAGGGAUACAUAUUAGCAGUGAAGACGGAAAUAAUCAUCCGAGACACAGGCAUCAUCGAAAUAACGGGCAUGUCAACGUAGCAUUCAUAGCUGAUAAUGAGGAUGACUGCCAGGUAAUUGUAGAGAAGGCAGGACCAGAUAGGAGAUGAGGUAACGGGCUGAGUCACAUACACACUCAAACGAGGACUGAUAAAGCGUGGGUUGCUAUUGGUUCUGAUACUGUCUCAUUUGGGCUGUGCAGACCGUUUUGAUUUGAAAAUACUCCAAUAGGACUAUUUUGAAACGCUAUAUAUAUAGUUCAAUGGACAAAAAAUUAAGGCGUUGAUUUUGAUACUGUUGUUAUUGUAAUUAUGGACGAGCGAAACUUUUUUCCGUUUUUAUUUGUUGCAUAAAUUAAGGUAAUGAAUCUAAGUCUCUAUCUUUUUUAAUUUAAACAUAAAAAGGUUUAAUGGAAAUAUUUUUUUUUUUAAAUAAAGAUGGUACACAAAAAAUUCUCGUUGUAAACAGUAAUUUGCUAGUGGAAUUUAUCGCUUGUCAAGAAACAUUGCGUAACAAAAUUGUGUUUUGUUUUUCUUGUAAAUAAAUCAUUAUCCGUCAGCGUCUCCUUAUAGAUGUUAGAAGAAUAACAAAGCAAAUUAAUAUCAGACUGUACCUAUCAUUUUAAAAAAUUAAUUAAUGCGUACAACUGUUUAAUAAUAAAUAUACAAACCUGUCGUUCGAAGUUUUUUAAUGUUUCUUAUUUUAUAUAACUUUUUGUGCGUGUAAGAAAUAAAAGCUUGAAAUCACAUUUAAUAAUUGAUGUUCACAUAUAACUAUUUUAAGUGUUGAAAAGCAUUGACUAUUGUAUUUUUAUUAUGAACUGUUAACAUGUUUUCUUAGAAAGUUUUCAUAAAAUAAAAAUUAAUCAAACCGGGAAAGCUAGUUAUUAUAUGAAAAUGUAUGAUAGAAAGAAAAAUUUGUAAAUAUUAGAUAAAUA
Molecule: messenger RNA, 3634 nt
Organism: Copidosoma floridanum
Lineage: Eukaryota; Metazoa; Arthropoda; Insecta; Hymenoptera; Encyrtidae
Cellular component (GO): membrane
Molecular function (GO): transmembrane transporter activity
Source: RefSeq, a predicted model, not a curated record